AUGCAGCUUGCUGGCCAGAGCACUACUGCUCAGACGUUCGCACUGGCCACUGCAGUCACCCGUGGACUUUUGAAUCAAGCGAUUGAUGGCAUUGCAGGCCUAGGCUUCAAGGCCCUCUCGACUGCAAAAGCGACACCGUUGUGGCAAAAUGUGGGGCUUUCGCAAGCAGAUGAGAUAUUCUCCUUCUUCUUGCAAAGGGAGAUCGACUCUGGCAAUCCCGAAAAUACGCAGUAUGGCGGCGUGUUCACGCUUGGAGGCACCAAUUCGUCGUUGUAUCAAGGUGACAUUAAUUGGUCAGAAGUCAUCGAUGAAUCCUACUGGCUGAUCACUUUGGGAGGCAUAACGCUGCAAAACAAUACAGUGUCCAUUGGCAACACUGUCAAUGCUGCCAUCGAUACCGGCACCACGCUGAUUGGUGGACCGUCCAGCGUGAUUGCCGACUUGUACUCUCAAAUUCCCGGCUCAUCGCCCAGCACGCAGUCGGAGGGCUACUACAACUACCCUUGUGCCACCAACGUGUCGGCAAGCGUCACCUUUGGCAACCAAGCCUACGUCUUGUCGCCUUCGGACUUUUUGGCAGGCGCAACGGAUCGGACGGGCGAGACGUGCUUGGGCGCAUUCUUCAGUGUUGGAUCCGAUCAGACAACGACGUUGCAAUGGAUCGUCGGCGCCGCAUUCCUCAAGAGCGUCUACAGCGUGUUCGAUUACAAUUCGGGCAAACCUAGAGUUGGCUUUGCUGCGCUUGCAGACGGUCUUAAUGGAGGCACCGAAAGUUCCACCGUAGCUCAGACCCAAACGGCCAAGGUGGGGGGAAAUGGCGCAUCAUCUUUGCAUCGCGUUCCGCUUCAGACGCUCCUGGCCACAUUGACGGCGACAUGUUGCGUGUUUGCCGUGUGGCCGUGA
Ceraceosorus bombacis is the source of this 903-nucleotide messenger RNA. Lineage: Eukaryota; Fungi; Basidiomycota; Exobasidiomycetes; Ceraceosorales; Ceraceosoraceae. The record is from the annotation of a GenBank genome assembly.